AUGCCUUCGGGUGGUUCCGGGAAGGUCAAGGGCCAAGCGUACAGGGUAGCAGAGGAGUGCGAAUCGGAUAGGAAGCGGAAGCUGCAGGAUAGGAAGCUAAACAGACUACGGCAGGAGUCUCAACGGAGACGGACGACACACCGAACGGGUGAGCAGAUCCCAUCAACCAUCACCACGACGCCGAGGGUUCACUCCAUUGAUGAGUUGGUUGUCAACCGAUCGACGACCGCAUUCACGGAAGAACAAUUGACACACCUCAAUAAGGGGCUAGGAUACGCAGUUACAACCAAGCCAGACGUGGAGCAGAUCAUCAUUGACUUAGAAACAGCGAUUACCAAGACGCUUCCAACAACAUCACAGAAUACGGUUAGGACUAUCACAUCGAACAUAAUCAAGGACGGACAGGAACAAAGUCGCGCCAACGAAAAAGAAAUUCGGAUUGUAAAGGAGCUAAAAAGUAAAGCAGUAUACUACGUAAAGGCAGACAAGGGAAACGCGGUCGUUAUCAUGGACAAGGACGAUUACGAUAAUCAAAUGACAACGAAGAUUAACAACGGACCCGGAAACCUUUCGUCACCGUAUUCAACGCAGACUCCUGAGAAGGACGAGGACUUCUACCUGAUUCACGGACAACUCUAUGCCAUAUGA
Molecule: messenger RNA, 648 nt
Organism: Ochlerotatus camptorhynchus
Lineage: Eukaryota; Metazoa; Arthropoda; Insecta; Diptera; Culicidae
Exons: 3
Coding region: 1-648 (215 amino acids)
Source: RefSeq, a predicted model, not a curated record